AAACUGCCAGAAGCGGCUCGGCACAGUCAUUGUAGGGAGAAGCAGGGAUCUACAGUGAGGGCGAACUUUGUUGCUAUGAAACUUAGGACUAUUUGCAAAAUAUUGUCAAAAUUGCCAAAAAACCCCGUGAAUCCAUGGGCUGGCCCUAGGGUGGGAGGUUUUUAGUUCAGUUUGCCCGGCGGGGGGCCUCGCCACUCACACUUUGUGACACUUUUUUUGUGUACUGGAAAGAAUGUGUGAGAGAGACAGUUAGCCGGCUAGCUAGUUAGCAGCUAGCUAGCUAGCCGAGGAGGUGACACGGGCGGCAAGCAGCGGGAGAGAACAAAAGAUUUUUAUUGUGAUUUUUUUUGGGAGGGGGGUGAUAUUUUUGGUUGUGUACUGACUCCCAGGUCCAUGCAGAACGUGUUGUUAGCACCACAAAAUGCCCGUUUUACUUUUCCUGGUAGACACGUCCGCGUCCAUGAACCAGCGCAGCCAUCUGGGCACUACCUAUCUGGACAUAGCAAAAGGCGCUGUUGAGACUUUUAUGAAGCUCCGAGGGAGAGAUCCAGCGAGCCGAGGGGACCGGUACAUGUUGGUAAAUUAUGAAGACAUUCCGUACGGGAUCAAGGCGGGAUGGAAAGAGAGCCACGCCACAUUCAUGACGGAACUGAGGAACCUGCAGGCCACAGGGCUCACCAGCAUAGGCCAGUCACUGAGGACCGCCUUUGACCUGCUCAAUCUCAAUAGACUAGUGACUGGCAUUGACAACUAUGGGCAGGGAAGAAACCCUUUCUUUCUCGAGCCCGCCAUCAUCAUCGCCAUCACCGAUGGCAACAAGUUGACCACCAGUGGUGGGGUCCAAGAUGAGCUCCAUCUCCCCUUGACGACGCCUCUGCCGGGGAGCGAGCUGACCAAGGAGCCCUUCCGCUGGGACCAGCGUCUGUUCGCGCUCGUGCUGCGCAUCCCAGGCCACGCGUCGGUGGAGCCCGAACCGGUGGGCGGCGUCCCGUCCGACGACUCGCCCAUCACGCCCAUGUGUGAAGUCACCGGAGGGCGUUCAUACAGUGUGUUCUCACAACGGAUGUUGAAUCAGUGUCUGGAGUCUCUGGUCCAGAAGAUCCAGAGUGGCGUGGUCAUUAACUUUGAGAAGACCGGGCCCGACCCUCCCCCGUCGGACGAUGCUCCACCCGAAGCGUUAAAGGCCGGCUCGCAGCCUUGGCAUUGCUGCCACAAGCUCAUCUAUGUCCGACCCAAUCCCAAAACGGGCGUUCCCAUCGGACACUGGCCCGUGCCCGAGGCCUUUUGGCCGGACCAAAACUCCCCCACGCUGCCACCCCGCUCGGCCCACCCGCAUGUCCGCUUCUCCUGCCUGGACGCCGAACCCAUGGUGAUCGACAAGGUUCCCUUCGACAAGUAUGAGCUGGAGCCCUCGCCGCUCACCCAGUACAUACUGGAGAGGAAGUCUCCACACACCUGCUGGCAGGUGUUUGUCUGCAACAGUGCCAAAUACAGUGACCUCGGCCAGCCCUUUGGCUACCUGAAGGCCAGCACGGCGCUCAACUGCGUCAAUCUAUUUGUCAUGCCCUACAACUAUCCCGUACUUCUGCCGCUUCUGGACGACCUCAUCAAAGUGCACAAGUUCAAGCCCACUCUCAAGUGGCGGCAGUCCUUUGAGAACUACCUGAAGACCAUGCCGCCGUACUACAUCGGGUCUCUGAGGAAGGCGUUGAGGAUCAUGGGAGCACCCAACCUCCUGGCAGAAAACAUGGAGUAUGGCCUGAGCUACAGCGUGGUGUCCUACCUCAAGAAGUUAAGCCAGCAGACCAAAAUGGAGUCCGACCGCCUGAUCGCCUCCAUUGGAAAGAAGGCGCCGCCCGAGUCCGGCAUCAAGGUGCGGUGGCGGGGCGGAGGGAUCUCGCUAGCCCAGCGCAGAGACUUCAUCCAGCAGCUUCAGAGUCUCUCAGGCGAUGCCCCGGCGCCACCCCUGGAGCUCAACCCGAAAGAGUUCCAGGGCUUCCACCUGGCACUUCUUAACAAGGGCUUGAAGCCUCAGAGCUUCCGGAACGCAUAUGACAUUCCCCGCAGUCACUUGCUGGACCAGCUUAGUCGCAUGAGGAGAAACCUUCUCAACACCACUGUCUGCACCCUGCGAGGCUACGACGCAGAUCAGCUCCACAGUGUCCCCAUCGCUCAGAUGGGGAACUACCAGGACUUUCUGAAAGCCGCUCCCCAGCCCCUCCGAGACGCCGACCCCGAGCAGCCCAAGCGCCUUCACACCUUCGGCAAUCCCUUCAAGCUGGAUAAGAAGGGCAUGAUGAUUGACGAGGCAGACGAGUUUGUGACGAGUCCUCAGAACAAAGGGAAGAGGCCCGCGGACAACAAUUUGACGGGCGGCGGACCUAAGAGAAGGCGCUGCAUGUCACCCUUACUACGACUAGGCCGGGCCUACACGCCCCCCAUUACUCCUCCAGCCAGCCCUCGACCCGCCUCAGACGUGGGUAAGAGUGACGGAGAACCAGACCUGAUCAUCAACCACCUCAAUCAGAACCAUUGCAGCAGCCUGGACCCAAGCUCCGACUCUGACCCCUCGGAUCCCGCCGACCCACAGGAAAACCACUCGGACUCGCAGCACGGCCAGCGCCGGGACAACGAGGGGGAGAACGGUCAGCUGGGUGAGGACGGGGAGGAGGCUGGAGCGGAAGUGAUCCUGGUGGGGGAACACUCUCCCCGGUACCUGUCCCCUACCGCUUUGAAGAAGCACAUCCACAGCGAGACCACCAAAGUCAACAACGAGCUCAGGGGGCUCAUCACCAAGGAGAUCAGGAAGCCUGGCAGACACUAUGAGAAGAUCUUCUACUUCCUGAAGCAGAUCCAAGGCACCUUGGACACUCGCCUCAUUUUCCUCCAAAAUAUCAUCAAAGAGGCAGCCAGAUUCAAGAAGCGUGUUCUGAUCGAGCAGCUGGAGAAUUUGCUGGAGGAGAUCCACAACAGGUCCAACAUGAACCACGUAGAUGCACUCUGACCGACGCCGUAUUCCCCCCCAUCCCUCUCCCCCAGCUGAACUUCUAACCAACCCACUAACAAAGAGGUCUGAUAUUUUUGAGUCACCACACGCACACGUCAGAUGUGUGUGUUCUCAGCCCGGAUGACGUGAGUACUUCCGCCGUUCUAUGAUGACGGACGUGACGGCUUCCCGUGACGUUUUGGACCAUUGGCACAAAUGGGUUGUGGUUUCUGUGAAACCAAGAUCACCCCGCCAAUCCAGAACCUUACGGAGCACUCGUAUGCCCUGGUGUCCCCGCCCUUUUUUUUUUUUUUUUUUUGCGGCACUUUGAGGAAAUUUGACUCUCCACAAAUACAAGCACACUCCUUGUUAAUGGGCCGACAAAGGAAUUGACAGGACUGACUGGCAGAAAUCUGUUGGGCAAAUUGCUUGCUGAUGAUCUACAAAGCGGACUUCGGUUAGUUGAACGAAGGUAACUGAUGUCUUGGAAGCAGCUCACUGGUGUCCAACAGGCUGAGUCUCAGACUAGUGACCAAAGAACAACUGAUGUCCGAUAAAUAACUGACUGUUGAUCAACCCACUGCUGACUGGCAACUGACGCUUGACGAGCGGUGUGACCGGUGAUCCACCAAGUGGACGGUUGACAGAGGGUAACUCGGGCAUGUCGUGGACAUUGGUGGCCAACCAACAUAUGUUGACUGACGCUAACUUAUGUGUCGCAAGCAACUUGUGGUCAACCGACUGGUGACUGACCGUUGACCGAAGGGCAAUUCAUGUCUCAUAUGCAAAUUGACGAUCUCAGACCAAUGGUCAACUAAAUAGUGACACGUGUUUGGCCAAAAUGGUGACUGCCGAGCAACUGACCGAGGAGUCGCAGACAACAAGGGACAGUUGACAGAUGGUAAUUGAUGUCUAGCCGAAAAGACUGGUGGUCAACAGACAGGUGACCAAUUGGUUGAGCAAUGGUAACUUAUGUCUCGCACGUUACUGACUAGUGACAAGCAGGAAUGUCUUAAGACUGGUGCUCAACUGACAGGCGACGGAUGGUUGGCCAAAGGGAAACCGACGUCUGACAAGCGGUUCACUGGUAACCAGUGGACGAGUGAAGAAAGGUAGUCAACCAAUGGGCGACCAGAAUUUUGACCAACUCAUGUCUUGCAAUCAACGAAUUCUCUGCUUUAGACUGAUGGUCAGUCCGUGGGUAGCAGACAGUUGACCGAAAAGUGUUUGGAAAUUGGAAACCAAAGAGCAAAUGAGCAGCUGGCAACUUCAAAACAAAAAUCAAAAUAACUGGUUGACUGGUGAGUGACUGAGACCAACUUCGCGACAAGGAGACAAUUGACCAACUCACGGUUGACCAACCGUCACCAACGGACAACCCAAGAGCAGACAAUUUGCCAACAGGCGACCGUGGAACAAAUGAUCGACGACUGACUUGUGUUAUGCGUGCCACUUUGUGAGCAGAAACAAACGAGGUGAUGUGAUUGUUUGGGGCUUGUUUAACAGGGACAAAAAGCUCAGGAAGUGACAUUUAAUCUUGAAUUCACAUGCACUUGUGUACAAUUGCAGACUUAUUUAAUGUCAUUGAAAAGAGUGCCUGGUUGUAGAUGUGAUUUUCUUUUGGGCGGGUUCUGAAAUAUCCAAACCAUACAUAAGUUGCUUUGCAAUUUCUUUGGACGGUCCCGAGCGCUCCAAACCACGCUAACAUGAUUUGCUUUGUAAUUUCUUUGGGCGGGUUCCGUGAUCGCUAAAACCAGGCAAAAAAUCAUUUGCUUUCCAACAUGGACCAAAAUCUGCCAUAGGUGUGUUUAUUUGUUGUGAGCAGGCUACCAAAAGAGUAUUUUGAAUACACUGUAAAGCUGUACAUAAUUCUAGAGUAAUAUUUAAAAGAUGAUGUCGUGGUGGAGAAAAUAAUAAUGGCCUUUUUGUAAGUAUUUCCAUGAAUAAAAGUCUCUAUUUUACACUGUGAACGGCCACCGUCUGAAUAAAGUCUUGCUAAAGACG
Molecule: messenger RNA, 4990 nt
Organism: Hippocampus zosterae (dwarf seahorse)
Lineage: Eukaryota; Metazoa; Chordata; Actinopteri; Syngnathiformes; Syngnathidae
Gene: ints6
Product: integrator complex subunit 6
Exons: 18
Coding region: 422-3004 (860 amino acids)
Biological process (GO): snRNA 3'-end processing
Cellular component (GO): integrator complex
Source: RefSeq, a predicted model, not a curated record